CCCCCCGCUCUGCAGCUACCAUUGUGAGGUGAGGGCAGGUGGGCGGGAUCGAUCUGUGGCGCGGGCCUGGGAGCCCGCUUGGACGCGACGCCGCCGCGGAACCCCCUCAGCCAUGGUACGGAAGAUUAUCUUGUGUCAAAACAUAGCAGAGAGAUGAAUCUAUUCACACAAGCUCGGUUUCUAUAAUCUGCUAUCACACCAUGGAACCCCACAGUAGAGAUGAUAUGGACUUGAAGGAAGAAACCACACAGGUGUGGUCUGAAGCUGCUGAACAGGAAGAGAGUACUGCACAGGUUCACUUUGUCCCUGAAGGGGGAACUGUGGCUCAGAUCGUGUACAGCGAUGAUCAGGACCGUCCCUCCCAACAAGUGGUCUACACCGCCGACGGCACAUCUUACACCUCGGUGGAUACGUCAGAGCAUACGCUGGUUUACAUCCAUCCUGUGGAAGGCACUCAGACUCUGUUUACAGAUCCGUCCCAAGUGACAUACGUCCAGCAGGAUGCGUCUACGCAGCAGGUGUCAAUCCCAGUUCACAACCAGGUUUUGCCUCCUAUGGAGGCUGUGGAUGACACUGGUCCCCUCGAACCUUUGCACAACCCAAUGGGUAGUAUGGAAGCAAAAGAAGAAAAUGACGAAGAUGAUGACGAGGAUGAGGACGAAGAGGAUGACGACGACGAUGAUGAAGAUGAGGAGGAGGAGGAAGGGGAAGACUCAGACAUGGAUGAUUGGGACCCAGACCCACCCCGACCUUUUGAUCCCAAUGACCUGUGGUGUGAAGAGUGCAAUAACGCACAUCCUUCCGUUUGCCCCAAACACGGUCCCUUACACCCAAUCCCAAACAGACCAGUGCUGACAAGAGCAAGAGCCAGCCUCCCCUUAGUGCUUUACAUCGACCGGUUCUUAGGAGGCGUGUUUUCCAAGCGGCGCAUUCCCAAACGCACACAGUUUGGCCCCGUGGAAGGACCUCUGGUCAGACAAUCAGAGCUAAAGGACUGCUACAUCCAUCUCAAGGUGUCCCUUAACAAAGGUGACAGAAAAGACCGGGACCUCCAGGAGGAUCUCUGGUUUGAGCUGUCCAGCGAGGCUCUUUGCAACUGGAUGAUGUUUGUGCGCCCUGCACAGAACCACCUGGAGCAGAACCUAGUCGCUUAUCAAUACGGCCAUCAUAUUUAUUACACUACAAUUAAAAACAUUGAUCCCAAACAGGAACUCAAGGUGUGGUAUGCUGCCUCAUAUGCAGAAUUUGUCAAUCAGAAGAUCCAUGAUGUGUCUGAGGAAGAAAGAAAAGUUCUCCGAGAGCAAGAAAAACACUGGCCGUGUUAUGAGUGCAACCGACGGUUUAUGAGCUCGGAACAGCUCCAGCAGCACCUCGACUCCCAUGAUGAAAAGUUGGACUUCUUUAGCAGGGCAAGAGGCAGAGGGCGCGGACGAGGAAAGCGAAGAUUUGGACCAGGCCGGCGACCAGGCCGGCCUCCUAAAUUCAUGCGCUUGGAAGUGGCAAAUGAAAAUGGAGGAAAAUGUGUGGAAGAGACGCAGGACUUGCUGCAUUUCUCUAGCAAAGGGCAGUUUGAUGAAGCUGGGCAAGCCACUCUGAAUGGACUGGACCAAGCGGAACAGACACCGGUGCCGCCAGAGACCUCCUUGGAUCAACAGCCUGAGAACCACCCGUUGCAGCUCCAGCCACAUGAACAGACUGUUGUGGCUACCCAGAGUAUGAUAACCGCAGAUGACAUGCGGCGAGCAAAGCGCAUCCGGAACGCAGCCCUCCAGCACUUAUUCAUCCGGAAGUCCUUCCGUCCCUUCAAAUGCCUGCAUUGUGGGAAAGCAUUCCGUGAUAAGGAGAAGUUAGACCAGCACUUACGGUUCCAUGGUCGGGAAGGAAAUUGUCCUUUGACCUGUGACAUCUGCAACAAAGGCUUCCUGAACAGCAGUUCUCUGGAGAGUCACAUGAAAUUCCACUUGGACCAGAAGACCUAUUCUUGCAUUUUCUGUCCCGAGUCCUUUGACCGCUUAGAUCUGCUGAAAGAUCAUGUGGCCAUCCAUGUUAAUGAUGGUUGUUUCACUUGCCCUACGUGCAAAAAGCGCUUUCCAGAUUUUAUCCAGGUAAAGAAACACGUGCGUAGCUUCCAUUCAGAAAAGAUUUACCAGUGCACAGAAUGUGAUAAGGCCUUCUGCCGCCCCGACAAGCUACGGCUCCACAUGCUACGGCACUCAGACCGCAAGGAUUUCCUGUGCUCAACAUGCGGCAAACAGUUCAAGAGAAAAGACAAACUCCGGGAACACAUGCAAAGGAUGCACAACCCGGAAAGAGAAGCCAAGAAAGCUGACCGGAUUACUCGCUCCAAAACGUUCAAGCCUCGGAUUGCCUCUACGGAUUAUGAGAGCUUCAUGUUCAAGUGCCGCCUGUGCAUGACGGGUUUCCGGAGACGAGGCAUGCUGGUGAAUCAUUUAUCAAAGCGACAUCCGGACAUGAAAAUAGAAGAAGUGCCAGAGCUAACGCUGCCCAUCAUCAAGCCCAACAGAGAUUAUUUCUGUCAGUACUGUGAUAAGGUUUACAAGAGUGCCAGCAAGCGCAAAGCCCACAUUCUGAAAAAUCACCCGGGAGCUGAGCUUCCUCCAAGCAUCCGGAAGCUGCGUCCUGCUGGCCCCGGAGAGCCAGAUCCUAUGCUGAGUACCCACACCCAGCUGACAGGAACAAUUGCAACGCCACCCGUCUGCUGUCCUCACUGUGCAAAACAGUACAGCAGUAAGACCAAAAUGGUGCAACAUAUCCGCAAAAAACACCCGGAGAUUGCGCGACUGCCAGCUGACAUUAUACACGUGCCCUUGACCACAGCUGUCAUCAGUGCCACCCCUGCAGUCUUAACGGCCGACAGCACUUCUGGGGAAACCGUUGUGACCACAGAUUUACUGACUCAGGCCAUGACGGAACUCUCACAGACACUGACCACUGACUACAGAACCCCACAGGGAGAAUUCCAGCGCAUUCAGUACAUUCCUGUCUCGCAGUCCCCAGCUGGCUUGCAGCAGCCCCAACACAUACAGUUGCAGGUUGUGCAAGUGGCUCAAGCUACCUCACCUCACCAGUCGCAGCAUUCCACAGUAGAUGUGGGGCAGCUGCACGACCCUCAGACGUACGGACAACAUGCCAUCCAAGUGCAACACAUCCAAGUCACGGAACCAGCCCCAGCAGUCUCCACCUCCUCACAGGUGGGAAGUCAGCCCUUGAGUCCCUCCUCGCAACCGUCUCAGCAGGAACUCAGCCCUUCCCAAAUGCAGACCACUGCCUCGUCUCAAAGCCAACCACAGCAAGGCACCUCGGUCCAGCAAACAUAUCUUCCUAGCACAUGGAACUCCUUCCGCAGCUAUCCUUCUGAAAUUCAGAUGAUGACCAUCCCACAGGGUCAGUAUGUGAUUACAGAGACCGCUGUGGGCACACCUGUCACCACCGUGAACACCGGCCAAGUGAAAGCGGUCACUCAGACACAUUAUGUAAUAGCGGAAGGUCAAUCUGAACUGGAUGUCAAGCCUAACCUGUCCCUUUCCAGCGAUGUCGAAGUGGAUCUGUCCCAGGCGUCCGCACAUUCGGACUCUUUGGAAUCCCCAUCAGCCAGUCAACAGCAAACAGCACAGUUCAUCAUCACAGCUACUACCAAUGGCAAUGGCAGCAGCGAUGUGCACAUGGAAAAACCAUAAAUUUCCUUUGAGGAGAUACGAUUGGACCAGGCGACGUUGUCAACCAUCCCAAAUCUGUAGGACAUCAACAGCUGUUUUUAGAAGUCCAUUUGUAUAACGUAGAGGUCAUCUGAUGCCUCAUUGAGAAUUACAAACUAUUUAAGGCUCCCGCCAUCUUCAGUAGCCCUUGAACAAAAAAUGCUAAAAAGGAGAAAUAUUAUUUUUCUCUAGACUCCUUUUCUUCUCCUCUCAGCCUCAUUCUUCCAUUUGGAGGUAGGCAGCAGUGAAAGAAUACAUUGCUACACAUAUAACUGCUGGCAGAAUAUGUCCGAAAUACAUUUCUGAUGUGCUGUUCACAUUUCUUUUGGCUUUAUUUUUUUUUUUUAAAUAGCCAUGGGAAAAAAGGGAAUAUAUCAGCUUGGAGGAGAAAACAAUGACUGAUAAUGCAACAAUGGUGAACUUUUGUUUUCCACUACAUUGGACAAAUGGAACGAUGAAACUGUGAAGCUGUGCAAAAGUAGUUAAAUUAUUAUUGGGAUGGGGAUGACUCCUCCCCUUUUUUUAUUUGUAACCCUGUGGACUGUUUAAAUGCCACCCGCACGGCCCUAAUACUCAUUUCUGGAGAGUAUGAUGGAAGAGGCCUUGGAACCUUCACAAGCCUCAAUCUCAUUCCAAUCAGAGAAGCGCAUCAAGGUAGCACUGAGCCUGAACCUUCACCUCUGACUGUGUUCUCUCUGUGUAAGAGGGAUUAUUUUAUUUUAUUUUUGCCCUGGAAAACCAAUAAAAAGGCUCAGUGAUGUUUUGAAA
This is a messenger RNA of Anolis sagrei ordinatus, 4484 nucleotides long. RefSeq names its product PR/SET domain 10 (gene PRDM10). Gene Ontology annotation, biological process: positive regulation of transcription by RNA polymerase II. Gene Ontology annotation, molecular function: protein binding. Gene Ontology annotation, cellular component: nucleus. The record is from RefSeq and is a predicted model, not a curated record. Lineage: Eukaryota; Metazoa; Chordata; Lepidosauria; Squamata; Anolidae.